ACAUACACACAUUCUGAUUCAAUUCAUUCAUCUAAAAAUUCAUUUUUCUAUUUUAUAUUUCGGUUAAAAUAUCUACUACAAAAAUCAAGAAUAGCAAGGUGCACCUUUGUUUUUUUUUUUUUUGUUUUGUUUUGUUUUCACUUUUGCAUUCAAUAUCAUCAUCAUCUUUUAAUCUUUACUAUUAACCAUCAUUUUCACUUUAAUAAAUAUAUUUUUCUACACAAUAAAACGUAAUUUAUUUUCCAAAUUUUUUUUAAGGUGAAAAGUUUUUUUAAUUGUCAACAUAUAUGAUGACAAUGAUAAUGGAAGAUGAAAAUGGGUCAACCCAAAAAGGAGCAUUGAAUAAUAAUAAUAAUAAUUCCUCAUCAACAACAAUAAAUCCACAACAACAACAACAAUCUAUGAUUUUCUCAUCAAAUGAUCAACAUAAUAAUAAUUCAUCAAUACAAUUGUCAACAAGUUCUAUGAAUAACGAUAUUCGAUGGGCAUUCUCACAAAUCAAAGGUCCACUCGAUGAAGAAGUUGCAGAAGCUGAUAUAAUAUCAUGUGUCGAAUUCAGUCAUGAUGGAGAAUUAUUAGCGACUGGAGAUAAAGGUGGACGUGUAGUCAUAUUUCAACGUGAUCCAUUCGUUGAAAAUAAUAAACGUUCCGUAUUAUAUAAUUUUUAUACAACAUUUCAAAGUCAUGAAGCUGAAUUCGAUUAUCUCAAAAGUUUAGAAAUUGAAGAAAAAAUCAAUAAAAUCCGAUGGCUUAAAAGAAAAAAUGCUGCUAAUUUUUUGCUUAGUACUAAUGAUAAAACAAUUAAAUUAUGGAAAAUUGCCGAACGAGAUAAACGUGUGGAUGGUUUUAAUUUAAAAGAUGAUAAUGGCCAGAUGAGAAUCAUUGAUCCUGAUUCUGUAACAUCGUUACGAGUGCCAAAAGUAGUACAAAGCAAAUUAAUGAUUGAGCCCACACCAAGACGAAUAUUUGCCAACGCUCAUACAUAUUUGAUAAAUUCAAUAUCCGUCAAUAGUGAUCAAGAAACUUAUCUUUCUGCGGAUGAUCUUCGUAUCAAUCUUUGGAAUAUUGAAAUCAAUGAUGAAAGUUUCAAUAUUGUUGAUAUCAAACCUGUUAAUAUGGAAGAACUUACCGAAGUUAUCACUGCGGCUGAAUUCCAUCCACAUCAUUGUAACUAUUUUGUUUAUUCAAGCAGCAAAGGAAUACUGCGUCUUUGUGAUAUGCGUGCAGCUGCACUUUGUGAUCGUCAUGCAAAAAUUUUCGAGGAACCUGAAGAUACGAGUUUCUUUUCUGAAAUAAUAUCAAGCAUUUCAGGAAUCAAAUUCAGCAACAAUGGCAGAUAUUUGAUCUCACGUGAUUAUAUGUCAAUAAAAGUUUGGGAUAUCAACAUGGAAACCAAACCACUCGAAACGUAUCAUGUUCAUGAUUAUCUUCGUUCAAAAUUAUGUAGCCUAUUCGAAAGCGAUUAUAUAUUUGACAAAUUUGAAUGCUCAAUAGAUGGCACUGAUACUCAUAUCAUGACAGGAUCCUAUAAUAACUUUUUUAAGGUAUUCAAUCGAAAAACAAAACGUGAAGUCAUGUUUGAAGCAGCAAAAGAUUGUACAACAAUGAAUAGCAUUUUGAAACAAAGAAAAGUUAAUUCUGGUGGCAAAAAGAAAAAAGAUGAAAUUCAUGUCGAUAGUUUGGAUUUUACUAGUAAAAUAUUACAUACAGCAUUUCAUCCGAACGAAAAUAUCAUCGCUGUUGCUGCCACUAAUAAUCUUUAUCUUUUUCGUGAAUCAUUUGAUAAAGAAUAAAUCCAUUGUAUAGGAAUUAUUUCUAAUUCGAUCAACACCACCUCAAACAGCAUAGCCACUUUUACAACACACGGUACACGGUGGACAUACGAAAAAAAAAACAUUUCACACUCUCUACGUCGUUUAUCACCUCCAAUAUUAAUCAAUGUUAUAAAAUCACACCUUUUAAUCAAACGGUAUAUACAUAAAUUUCAUUUAAUGCUUAUUGAAAUUUUUCUUUCUCGUUGAAAUGAUUGUUAUUAUCAUCAUUCGGUCCAAUUAUAUCACGAUCUUCUCAUCCUUGCACAUUUACAAUACAAAUCCCAUCACUUUCACCAUGAUCAAAUAGCCCUUGAUCGUUCAAUACGUUCAACUUGAAACAAAAAACAAAACUAUAUAAUGUAUUUAUUGUUUCAAUUGUUCCAAUCAACGAUGUCCUUUUCUAUAAUAAUUACAUAUAUCAUUGUUAUAAUAAUUGUCCAUCAUUAUGCAACCACCGUUCUGAUCAUACGAUGAUGUUGAUCAUGAUGAUGAUGCAUUUU
Dermatophagoides farinae (American house dust mite) is the source of this 2314-nucleotide messenger RNA. The record is from RefSeq and is a predicted model, not a curated record. Lineage: Eukaryota; Metazoa; Arthropoda; Arachnida; Sarcoptiformes; Pyroglyphidae.